Messenger RNA from Chrysoperla carnea, 5595 nucleotides. It is a transcript of the gene RhoGAPp190, whose product is annotated as rho GTPase-activating protein 190. The record is from RefSeq and is a predicted model, not a curated record. The transcript has 26 exons. NCBI's taxonomy places the organism in Eukaryota, Metazoa, Arthropoda, Insecta, Neuroptera, Chrysopidae. The coding region runs from base 309 to 5294 and encodes 1661 amino acids. Gene Ontology annotation, molecular function: GTPase activity; GTP binding. Gene Ontology annotation, biological process: signal transduction.
UAAACUUGUAAACCGGAACAUUUUCAGAGGAAUUGUCACAUAAUGUAAAAAUUUAAAGAGAAAUAUUGAAGUAAUCAUUUUUUUUUUUGGGAGACUGGAAAAUGUGUAUAUGACAAUUUCGAUUUUUCCUAUUUGGGGGUGAAGUUUUUCUUUUUUUGAAAACCCUUGUGCAAUUAAAUUUACUUUAAAAAUAAUGUGAAAUUUAUAUAUGAAGACUUACAUAAAUGGCAAUGGGGCGCUUCGGAUAAAAGUUUAAAUAAAAACAAAAUUUUCGAUUCAUUUUUCUUUGUAAAAAAAUUCGAUUAUAAAUGAUGGCUCGAAAGGCAGACGGAGGCCGAGCGAUAAGUGUCUCGGUUGUCGGACUUUCGGGCUCUGAACGUGAUAAAGGUCAUACGGGCGCUGGGAAAUCAUGUCUUUGUAAUCGUUUUAUUCGAUCCAGUGCCGAUGAUUACAGUGUCGAUCAUAUAUCAGUUUUAAGUCAGACUGAUUUCAGUGGCAGAGUCGUUAAUAAUGACCAUUUUUUAUAUUGGGGUGAAGUUAGUAAGAAUUGUGAGGAGGGCGGUGAUUAUACGUUUCAAGUUAUUGAGCAAACUGAGUUUUUAGAUGAUGCAUCGUUUCAACCAUUCAAGGGUGGUAAAAUGGAACCGUAUGUAAAACGGUGUGCAUCGACUAAAAUCACAUCCGCCGAAAAGUUAAUGUACAUUUGUAAAAAUCAAUUAGGAAUUGAAAAAGAGUACGAACAAAAAGUAUUACCCGAUGGUAAAUUAAACAUAGACGGUUUUAUAUGUGUAUUCGAUGUAAGUGUUGUGCCAAGUCGUACCUUAGAAAAACAAGUAGAAAUGAUCACCACCAUUUUAAAUAAUUUACUAAAAACUAAAAAACCAGUUGUGUUAGUUACAACAAAAAAUGAUGACGCCAAUGAAAUGUACGUCCGUGAAGCCGAAAAACUAGUCCAAAGAAAAGAGUACAAGGGUGCACUACAAAUGGUUGAGACAUCCGCGCAUGAAAAUGUCAACGUAGAUUUAGCAUUCCUAUUGUUAGCACAAAUUAUUGAUCGGAGUAAAGUACGUGCGAAAAUUGUACCGUAUUGUGAGGCAUACCGUAUGCGUAAGGAAUUAAUGGAUGCGGCUACGGAAACGUUUACACGAUUAAUACGUGCGUAUGUGACGGAACCACGUACGUUGUGGGCACAUGCGUCCAAAAAACUUGCAACGCACAAAGAUUGGGUGUAUUUUGUACAGUUGUUUGGAAUGGAUGGUACUCAGAAAUUAUUUAGGAGACAUAUUAAAAAAUUGAAAGACGAACAAUUACAAAGACGUGUUGCCAAUUAUAUGGAAUUAUUGCCGGAUGUUUUAUCGGAGUUAAUUCCUGAUGUUAAUCAAUUGGCUGACAGUGAUUGGUCAGCUGUGCAACAAUAUUUAAAAAUGCACCCACAUUUUAGUCAAUACUUUUUUGAAUGUGAAGAUGGACUGUCGUGGACCGAUUUAGAACCAGGUGAUCCUGGUGCCGAUGAUACACGAAUACCAUUCGAAGUAUUAGAUACAACCGAAGCCGAAACUGUUUAUAGAAAUCAUGUGAAUGCAUUACAACAAGAACAAAAACGAUUAGAGAUGCCAAAGAGAUGGAUGAAACAAUUCAGGCAGCUAUUAAAAGAUACUGGUUACGUGACACCAGGCAAACAAUUAUCAGAAGUGCGUGUACUGUUUAUGGGUCGGGAAUGUUUCGAAGCGUUAUCGGAGCAUGAUUGUCAACAAAUAUACGAUGAACAUCAACGUGAACUUAUCGAUAAUGCCAAACAUAAUUUUCAAGAGCUGUUGUUGGAACAUGCCGAUUUGUUUUAUCAUUUUAAAAGUAUAUCUCCUACUGGAACAAUUACGCAGGAAGAUAUUAAGGAAAUCACUGAUGUGUUGCAGGAUGAUUUUAGAUAUAAAUUACUAGAUAGGUUAGAUCAAGAUAGAAAGUUAAUGUUAUUUCAACAUUUGGGCUUUGUACAUUGUCCAAUUAAAGAACAUUGUCCAGCAUAUCCAAAUUGUAUGGAUGCAUUAAUUGAACGAAUAUUAUCAACAAAAGCGCAUCGACCUUCAUGGAAUGCUUCAAAUCAAUGCUUAUUAGGUUCCGAUAAUAAUCAAUUAUAUUUAGUUAUACUUGGAAGCAGUGGACUUGCUGAAGAUUUAGCUGCCAAAAUACAAGCUCAAUGUGAAGACGACGAAUACGAAAUCAACGGACAAAUGUACACAUUAGACUAUCGAAUAAUAAGCGGCGAUCUAAGUCAAUCGUACAAUUCAUUUCGUACAGCCGAUUUCACACCCCAGGGCAGUUUUUGCGUGUAUUCAAACGCUGAAUCAUUUGAAUAUGUACGCGAAUGCUUGGAGAAAACAUUAUUAUCAAAUUUAGAACAAGAUGAUAAAUUACCAUUUCAAGGUCUUCCAAUUGUUCUUAUGUUUAUGCAAGAUUUAACAAUUGAUGAGAAAGAUGUCCUUAAAUUACGUGAAGAUGGACAAAAUUUAGCGGAUAGUUUACAAUGCCCGUUUAUGGAUGUUAGCAUGGAUAAAAUAUCGUCAGAGCAACUAGUAGCCGAUGCAUUACGACAACUAUUGCAUAGUAUUAAUUAUCGGGCGGGAUUUUUAAAUAUUUAUCAACCGGUUAUUGAAUGUUUUGAACCGGACAUCAGAAUAAUUAUGUGUAUGUUUUGUGGUGAUCCAUAUUCCGUGGAAAAUGUGUUAUCGCCAUUGUUAUCACAUCAAUCAUGUUUCUUAUCAGCGGAACGUUCAAUUGUUUUAGAAACAUUUCUAGGGGAUUCAAAACGUAAAGUUGAAGUUAUUAUUAGUUCGUUUCAUGGUGCGAACGCAUUUCGUGAUGAAUUAGUACAUGGUUUUAUUCUAGUUUAUUCAACGAAACGAAAAGCAUCUUUAGCGACAUUAAAUGCUUUUUCAAUGAAUAUUCCAAAUCUUCCAAUACAAAUAAUGGCCGUUACAGAUAGUGGUGGAGCAAAUGCAUUUUUCAAUAGUGAUCUAAGUCAUUUAUUAAUAACAGAAGGUAAUGCAACAGCUGAUCGACUUCAUGCACAUUUUAUGACAUCGUCUGCAAAUACUCAACAAAAAACAGCAUUUUAUACACCAUUUUUUAAAGAAGUAUGGGAGAAAAAGCCUGAAAUUGAACAAGCAUUUCAUAUGGAAGAGCCGCCUAGUCUUUGUGGAGAUGGUGGUCAACCGUUACCACCUCCACGACAUGAAAGUUAUAAUUUAAAAGUCAAUAAUGGAAGUGACGUAGAUAGUUAUGAAAUAAAUGGUCCAGAUGAAAGACUUAGUUCCAGUGAUCAUAGUGAUAAAUUCCCUCCUCAUAUGUUUAUGUACAACGACUUAAUUGAUAAAAAUAGAAUAACACAAGGUUUUCAUGUAUACCCACCCCCUAAUACUCCGCCAGAACCUGCACCACCCGAUCAUCCAUUUGGGUUAGGUUUAGCGUCUGGUCGAGUUGAUACUUCAAGAACGGCAUUAAUGUCCGCAUCACAAACAAGUCUUGAUGAAAUCACGUCGGAUAUAAGCGGAUCACGUGAUUCAGUUGCUACACACGAUUCAGAUGGUGAAGUUGAAGGAGCAUCUCCAGCGACAGAACCAUGGUUAAAAGGUUUUCAACAUGGUCAACAUGCAUUUACGACUGGGAGAACUCGUCAUUUACCUCAACCAAAAACACGACCAAAGGGAACUUCUCAAACAUUAAAGCAACCAGGAAAACUAAAUAUGAAAAAUUUUACGGGUGUGGAGGAAGCAAUUGAACGUAUGAAUGUCCAUGGUAAAGAUCAAAAGUCAUCGUUUGGACAUGCGCCACUUGCAACUCCAGAAAAUGUUGAUUUAGAGUAUUCACAAGUCAAAGAUCGAAUGUAUCACAUGGAUUCCGAAUACAUGUAUACAUUAGUACAUGAUUCAAUAAGUGGGAAAUCGAAAUUUCGACAAAGGCGAGAAAAGGAUCGUACGUCCAAUGUUGUAGCAGGCUAUUCCGAUACGGAUAGCGAAUGGAGUUCAUUGGAACGACGUCAAAGAGCUGCUGAUAUCUAUUCGAAAGUGAGUCGAAAAUCUACGACGUAUAAGCGAGCUCGAAAGAAAAAAACAGCUAUACCUGUUCAACCUCCACGAGUACCACCGUUAUCAGGUUCGAUACCAGUGGCUCCACCUAUAGUACCUCUAUCAGCAAAUACUGACACUACUACAAAUGCAGGCAGUGGUUCAAAUUCAGAUUCUAGUGAGUAUAGUGAACAAGAAAUAGCCAGACAUCGGUUACAAAAGAGGCCUUCAAGUCUUAAAAAACGUAGUCCAAUACCAGUUGCUUUACCAUAUCCGCCAAAUACAAAUUUUAAUAUUCAAUUAAAUUCGCCAGAUAUGUUUAAUAAGCAAAAUUCUUAUGGAAAUGUUCACGAUGACGAAUCUGGUUUGGAAGUUUCGUCACCGAGGGAUAAUUCACCGCUGGUAAGUUUAAAAGGCAGUGAUAAAUUAACACGUAAAAAGGAAAAACAAAAAUCAAAAGAUGAUGAAAAAUUAGAGAAACGAAGACUAAAAGAAGAGAAAAUGCGUAAAGUUGCUGAUAAAGAACGUGAACGUGAUAAGAAAAAACAAAAGCAACCAAAACAAAAAACAAAUUCUGAUAUCAGUUCAAAUCAAGCCAUUAAAAUAUCCGAUUUUGUUCAGUCGGACAAUUUGGUUCCAUUAUUUUUGGAAAAAUGUGUUAACUUUAUUGAAAGUGAAGGUUUAGAUUCAGAAGGUAUUUAUAGAGUUCCUGGUAAUCGAGCCCAUGUGGAUUUGUUAUUUCAGAAGUUUGAAGAAGAUUGUAAUGUAAAUAUUCACGAAUUGGAUAUUCCUGUAAAUGCCGUAGCAACAGCUUUAAAAGAUUUUUUUUCCAAACGAUUGCCGCCUUUAUUUGAAGAAGAUAUUAUGAGUGAAUUAGAGGAUAUUGCUGGUACCAGAGGUAUAAAACCCUUAUCAGCGUCAUUAGAAGUGAAAACUGAUCGAAGUUGUCGACUUUUAGCAUUACGUACAAUGUUGACAAAACUUCCACAAUCAAAUUUUCAAGUUUUGAAAUUUAUUUUCCAACAUUUUGUUAGAGUUGCUGAAAAUUCAAAACUAAACAGUAUGGACAGUAAAAAUUUGGCAAUAUGUUGGUGGCCUACACUACUUCCAAUUGAAUUCAGUGAUAUGGGUUGUUUUGAACAAAUGCGACCAUAUUUAGAAGAUAUUGUCCAAACAAUGAUCGAUCAGUAUCCGUUCCUAUUUUGUGGAAAAGAAGCAUUUGUAAUGGUGUGAUCUAUUUAAAAAUAUAUAUAUAUAUAUAUUCAGAUGAUAACAAACAGCAGCAAUUGUUACCAACCAAACAAAAAUUAAAAUUAUUUAUUUACUACCGUCACACUUACAUAAAUACACACCCACACAGAAAUCAAAAAAAAAAGGUAAAAAAAUAUGGCUACUAAGUAAAAAAUAAUUGUUUGUGUUUUAUAAUUUAAGUAAAGUAAUCCCAAACUUGUGGGAUUUGAGACUGAUUGAGAUUAUGACAGAGGUUUCGAGUUUGUUGAGAGUGUGCAAUUUGCAAAAAAAAAAAAAUUAAAUU